Messenger RNA from Chenopodium quinoa (quinoa), 1801 nucleotides. RefSeq names its product uridine kinase-like protein 1, chloroplastic. Gene Ontology annotation, molecular function: kinase activity; ATP binding. The transcript is spliced from 14 exons. The coding region runs from base 141 to 1586 and encodes 481 amino acids. The record is from RefSeq and is a predicted model, not a curated record. Lineage: Eukaryota; Viridiplantae; Streptophyta; Magnoliopsida; Caryophyllales; Amaranthaceae. Gene Ontology annotation, cellular component: chloroplast; cytoplasm.
CAAACACCAUCCUAAUCACAACAUUUUUAAAAAUCCAUUUGCCUUAUAUUUUUUCCCCGGUGUAAGCCUUCGCAUAUUCCACCAAUCCAAUUCUUUUGGUACGACGCAUUUUCAGAGGAGAGAGAAAAGUUGACAUUACAAUGCCGGAAUCAACGACCGCCAUUGAUUAUGUAAUGGAGAAAGCUUCAGGUCCUCACUUCUCUGGCCUUCGUCUCUCUCCUUCUUCUACUUCUUCACCUCGCGCUUCUGCUUCUGCUUCUGCUUCUGCUUCUUCUCCUUCUGCUUCCUUGUUCGCCGAUUCCGAUCUUUCUAAUCAACCCUUUGUUAUCGGAGUUUCUGGAGGUACGGCUUCGGGGAAGACGACGGUAUGUGAUAUGAUAAUUCAACAACUUCAUGAUCAUCGUGUUGUGCUUGUUAAUCAGGAUUCAUUUUAUCGGGGAUUGAAUGCUGAGGAAUUGCAAUGUGUUCAUGAGUAUAACUUUGAUCAUCCUGAUGCUUUUGACACCGAGCAGCUUCUUGAUUGUGUUGAGAAGCUUCAAUCAGGAAAACCUGUGCAAGUUCCGAUUUACGAUUUCAAGACACAUCAGAGACGCACAGAUACUUUUAGGCAGGUGAAUGCAUCUGAUGUUAUCAUCUUGGAAGGUAUUUUGGUAUUUCAUGAUUCACGUGUCAGGAACUUAAUGAACAUGAAGAUAUUCGUGGAUACAGAUGCUGAUGUGAGGCUUGCACGUAGAAUCAGGCGUGACACAGUUGAGAGGGGUAGGGACAUAAAUUCUGUUCUUGAGCAGUAUGCAAAGUUUGUCAAGCCUGCUUUUGAUGAUUUCGUUCUGCCAUCAAAGAAAUAUGCCGAUGUUAUCAUUCCAAGAGGAGGUGAUAAUCAUGUUGCAAUUGAUUUAAUUGUGCAGCACAUUAGCACAAAGCUUGGUCAGCAUGAUCUGUGCAAAAUAUAUCCCAAUGUCUAUGUCAUUCAAUCAACUUUCCAGAUUCGGGGCAUGCAUACGCUCAUUCGAGACCAAGAAAUAUCAAAGCAUGAUUUUGUUUUCUAUUCAGAUCGGCUAAUUCGUCUGGUAGUGGAGCAUGGUCUUGGCCACUUGCCAUUCACUGAGAAGCAAGUAAUGACUCCUACAGGGUCAGUGUAUACUGGAGUGGAUUUUUGCAAAAAAUUGUGUGGGGUAUCUAUUGUUAGAAGUGGUGAAAGCAUGGAAAAUGCAUUACGUGCAUGUUGCAAGGGAAUAAAGAUUGGGAAGAUACUUAUACAUCGAGAUGGAGACGAUGGGCAGCAGCUUAUAUAUGAGAAACUCCCAAAGGAUAUAUCAGAACGGCAUGUUUUGCUUUUAGAUCCUGUCCUUGCUACAGGUAAUUCUGCUUGCCAAGCAAUUGAGUUGCUUAUACAGAAGGGAGUUCCUGAAGCCCAUAUUAUUUUCCUGAACCUCAUUUCAGCACCUGAAGGUGUCCAUUGUGUUUGCAAGCGGUACCCAUCCUUGAAGAUUGUCACUUCAGAGAUUGAUGUUGCAUUGAAUGAAGAAUAUCGUGUCAUACCUGGCUUGGGAGAAUUUGGGGAUCGUUAUUUUGGUACUGAUGAUUAAAGAUGCAGGUCUACGGAAGUUUAUUAGCUGAUACACAAUUGCUGAUUGAACUCUAUUGAGAUUUUAGGAUAUAUUUUGAUGUACAAAUGUGUUUGGAUAUGCUAGUAAAUACUUAAAUGGCAUUCCGAACGUAACUCUUACCAUGUAACCAAAUGGUUGAUGCUGCCAAAUGGUUGAUGCUGCUUUCUUAUUGAAGUGCUGGGGUUUCUCGUUGA